Acanthosepion pharaonis is the source of this 1044-nucleotide messenger RNA. NCBI's taxonomy places the organism in Eukaryota, Metazoa, Mollusca, Cephalopoda, Sepiida, Sepiidae. The record is from the annotation of a GenBank genome assembly.
AUGACUAUUGGUCUUUCUUCCUUCCUUUCCUUCAUUCAUUCUUUCUUUCUUUCUUUCUUUCUUUCUUUCGUUUUUCAUUAUUUCUUUCAUUUUUUUUUCUUUCUUUCUUUUGGUCUUUCGUUUUUCAUUCUUUCUUUUUUCUUUCUUUCUUUCUUUUGUUUUUCUUUCUUUCUUUCAUUCGUUUUUCAUUCUUUCUUUCUGUCUUUCUUUACUUCUUUCUUUCUUUCUUUCUUUUGGUCUUCCGUUUUUUAUUAUUUCUCUUUUCUUUCUGUCUUCCUUCCUUCCUUCCUUCCUUCCUUCCUUUCGUUUUUCAUUCUUUCUUUCUUUUCUGUCUUUCUUUCUUUUGGUCUUUCGUUUUUCAUUAUUUAUCUUUUCUUUCUGUCUUUCUUUCUUUCUUUCUUUUGGUCUUUCGUUUUUCAUUCUUUCUCUUUUCUUUCUGCCUUUCUUUCUUUCUUUCUUUCUUUCUUUCUUUCUUUCUUUCUUUCUUUCUUUCUUUCUUUUUUCUUCUUCCAUUCACCUUUAUUUCCUUCGUUCCUGAUUUUCUCCUUUCUUUCAUUUUUUUCCUUAUUUUUAAUUAUUGUUUGUCUGCCAUUUUUUAAAAAUAUCUUUCUUUCUUUCUUUCUUUCUUUCUUUCUUUCUUUCUUUCUUUCUUUCGUUUUUCAUUCAUUCUUUCUUUCUUUCUUUCUUUCUUCUAAUUAUUGUUCCUUUAUAAUUUUUCAACUUUUUAUCGUUUUUUUUCUUUCCUUCUUCUAUCCUUUUCCCCAAAUACUUUUUCUUUCUUUCUUUCUUUCUUUUUCAUCGACCGAGUCGGCUCAUUUUCCAACCCUUCUUCCUAUCCUUCAACGUCACGGACUUUCAGAAUUUACGUUCGAUUUCUUUCUUUCUUUCUUUCUUUCUUUCUUUCUUUCUUUCUUUCUUUCUUUCUUUCUUUCUUUCUUACUUUUCUUCUUUCUUUCCUUCCAACCAUCAAACUUUCUUACUUUAAUUUCUUUUACUUCUUGCCAAUCGAGAAUAUCCAAAAUAGUCUUUUUUCCUCAACCCUAA